This is a messenger RNA of Trichomycterus rosablanca, 4687 nucleotides long. It is a transcript of the gene actn3b, whose product is annotated as actinin alpha 3b. The transcript is spliced from 21 exons. NCBI's taxonomy places the organism in Eukaryota, Metazoa, Chordata, Actinopteri, Siluriformes, Trichomycteridae. The record is from RefSeq and is a predicted model, not a curated record. Gene Ontology annotation, biological process: actin cytoskeleton organization; muscle cell development. The coding region runs from base 173 to 2869 and encodes 898 amino acids. Gene Ontology annotation, cellular component: cell projection; cell junction; cortical actin cytoskeleton. Gene Ontology annotation, molecular function: calcium ion binding; actin filament binding.
GACAGGAGCUGGACGGUACUCGGUGUCCCUCACCUCCACACAGGACAGGACAGGACAGGACAGGACACUCCGGCAGAGUGGAGUCUGGCCCUUGCCUCCUCGGUCUCAGUUACUCGGAAGGGUUGAGAAGUUUAAAAAGUGCUUAAAAGGGGGAUAAACGAAGCCCUUAAACAUGACGGCUGUCGAGACGCAGGUGCAGUACAACACCACGUACACGGUGAUGACCUCGACGGGUGAAUACAUGAUUCAGGAGGAUGACUGGGACAGGGACCUGCUGCUGGACCCCGCCUGGGAGAAACAGCAGAGGAAGACAUUCACAGCCUGGUGUAACUCCCACUUGCGAAAGGCUGGCACUCAGAUCGAGAAUAUCGAGGAGGAUUUCAGAAAUGGCCUCAAGCUCAUGUUGCUGCUCGAGGUUAUCUCAGGAGAAAGAUUACCUAAACCAGACAAAGGCAAGAUGCGUUUCCACAAGAUCGCAAACGUCAACAAGGCUCUGGAUUUCAUCUGCAGCAAAGGUGUCAAACUGGUGUCCAUUGGUGCUGAAGAGAUUGUGGAUGGUAAUGGGAAAAUGACUCUAGGAAUGAUCUGGACCAUCAUCCUUCGUUUUGCUAUCCAGGACAUUUCUGUGGAAGAGACCUCUGCUAAAGAGGGCCUGCUGCUGUGGUGCCAGAGAAAGACCGCCCCCUACAGGAACGUUAAUGUACAGAACUUCCACAUCAGUUGGAAGGAUGGACUUGCUCUGUGCGCCCUCAUCCACAGGCACAGACCUGACCUUAUUGACUACUCCAAACUGAGAAAGGAUGACCCUAUUGGAAACCUGAACAUAGCAUUUGAGGUGGCUGAGAAGUACCUGGACAUCCCCAAAAUGCUGGAUGCUGAAGACAUUGUGAACACUCCUAAACCUGAUGAGAAGGCCAUUAUGACCUAUGUGUCCUGCUUUUACCAUGCCUUUGCUGGGGCUGAGCAGGCUGAAACUGCUGCUAACAGGAUCUGUAAAGUUCUGGCUGUUAACCAGGAGAAUGAGAGGCUGAUGGAGGAGUAUGAGAAACUGGCCAGUGAGCUGUUGGAGUGGAUCCGCAGGACCAUCCCAUGGCUGGAGAACCGUGUGGCCGAGCAGACCAUGCGUGCCAUGCAGCAAAAGCUGGAGGACUUCAGAGAUUACCGCCGUGUGCACAAGCCACCACGCGUGCAGGAGAAAUGCCAGCUGGAAAUCAACUUUAACACCUUGCAGACCAAGCUGAGACUUAGCAACAGACCCGCCUUCAUGCCUUCUGAGGGCAAAAUGGUGUCGGAUAUUGCAAAUGCAUGGAAAGGCCUGGAGCAGGUUGAGAAAGGCUAUGAAGAGUGGCUGCUGACUGAGAUUCGCAGACUGGAGAGACUGGACCACUUGGCUGAGAAGUUCAAGCAGAAGUGUACUCUCCAUGAGUCCUGGACUUCAGGAAAGGAGGAGCUGCUGUCUCAGAAGGAUUAUGAGUCUGCGUCUCUGAUGGAGAUCCGGGCUCUGAUGAGGAAGCACGAAGCGUUUGAGAGUGACCUGGCCGCCCACCAGGACAGAGUGGAGCAGAUAGCUGCUAUUGCCCAGGAGCUAAAUGAGCUGGACUACCACGAUGCUGCAACUGUUAAUGCUCGCUGCCAGGCCAUCUGUGACCAGUGGGACAAUCUGGGUACCCUCACCCAGAAGAGGAGAGAUGCUCUGGAGCGUGUAGAGAAACUGUGGGAGACUAUUGACCAGCUGUACCUGGAAUUCGCCAAAAGAGCUGCACCAUUUAACAACUGGAUGGAUGGAGCCAUGGAGGAUCUGCAGGAUAUGUUCAUUGUACACAGUAUUGAAGAGAUUCAGAGUCUGAUUACAGCACAUGAUCAGUUCAAGGCAACUCUACCUGAGGCAGAUAAAGAGCGCAUGGCUAUCAUGGGAAUCAUGAGUGAGAUUUUGAAGAUUGCUCAGACCUAUGGCAUUAAGCUGUCUGGAAUUAACCCAUACACCAACCUCACCCAGCAGGACAUCAGCAACAAAUGGGAGACGGUGAAGCAGCUGGUGCCCCUCAGAGACCAGAUGCUUCAGGAAGAAGUUGCCAGACAGCAGGCCAACGAGAGGCUGAGACGCCAGUUUGCUGCCCAGGCUAAUAUUAUCGGACCCUGGAUCCAAACCAAGAUGGAGGAGAUUGGCCAUGUGUCUGUGGACAUUUCCGGCUCUCUGGAGGAACAAAUGAACAACCUGAAGAACUAUGAGCAGAACAUCAUCAACUACAAAUCCAACAUUGACAAACUGGAGGGAGACCAUCAGCUCAUCCAGGAGGCACUCAUCUUCGACAACAAACACACCAACUACACCAUGGAGCAUAUCCGCGUGGGCUGGGAGCAGCUGCUCACCACCAUCGCCCGCACAAUCAACGAGAUAGAGAACCAGAUCCUGACCCGCGAUGCCAAGGGCAUCAGCCAGGAACAGCUCAACGAGUUCAGAGCCUCCUUCAAUCACUUCGACAGGAAGAGAAAUGGAAUGAUGGAUCCCGACGAUUUCCGUGCCUGCCUUAUCUCUAUGGGCUACGAUCUGGGUGAGGUAGAGUUUGCCCGUAUUAUGACUCUGGUGGACCCCAACAACACAGGCGUGGUGACCUUCCAGGCCUUUAUCGACUUCAUGACCCGUGAGACAGCAGAGACAGACACAGCCGAGCAGGUGAUGGCCUCCUUCAAGAUCCUGGCUUCCGACAAGACCUACAUCACAGUGGAGGAGUUGCGCAGAGAGCUUCCUCCAGAGCAGGCCGAGUACUGCAUCAGCCGCAUGACCAAGUUCAUCGGAGUGGACAGCCCUCCCGGAGCACUCGACUACAUCUCCUUCUCCAGUGCCCUCUAUGGAGAGAGCGACUUAUAAACACCCCUCCCUCUCCUCCCUACUCUUUACCUUUCUUUCUUUCCUUCCUUCAUACCUUCAUUAUUUUUUCUCUUAACUCUCUCUCCUCUUGCCUUAAAUUCAUUAUUUAUGAGAGUGUUGUCAAAUUGUCUCUUUCCUUCUACAUAAUUAACCCUCUUGGUCUCGUCGCUGCUUUCAUGUGUCCUGUGUGCAUAAUAGAUUUUCUCUCUCUCUCUCACUGUAGUCUCAGUGAGAGAGCACUGCAGAAUCACCAGUUCUAAUGUAACACCCCCAGUGCUUUUAUCGCUUCUAUUAUAUACUAUAGGGAUUCAUUAAAGACUGGAGCUGCUAUGUGUAGUCUAACCACAUCUUAUCAUGUUCAUGGCUUUAUCUGUGCUUCCUUUUAUUCUUUCUUUGUCCCUCAUUUCUUUUAAUUCUACUGUCUAAAAAACAAGCACUCUCCAACAUCCCUUUUAGCAGAGCCCCCGAGCUGAAGUAAGAAUAAAGGAGUCCAGCACUUAAUAUUCAAUCAGUUCAAUGUUCUCGCUGAAUUAAACUUUAACACAUGACCCCUGAAGUCAAUUUCUGAUGCAAUAAAGUCAUGUGAUUUCCACAAAUGUCCCAUUUUAAUCUUGUUCUACAAAAAAAAACUUUCCACUGUGCUGUUGUGCCUCGCAUCACUUAACACAUCUGCAAUCAAUACUGUAAAGCACAGCAGCUUGCCAAAGCAAAACCUCUGCAGUACUCUCCAAAUUAGUUCUUAAUACUGAAGUAAAAAUCACAAAAUGUGUUAAAACAGCCACUGUGAGCAGAAUAGCAAAUCACCUUUUUACAGCACGCUCACAUGCUUUUGCAUUGUGUGUGGACAUCAAUGAAACACGCUGUUAUUUACAUGUUCGUUUUUCAAUGUCUUGCUCUGGAUGUCAGUUCACAAAUGUGUGAAUGUGCAAACACACAAUAAGCUGUUAACAGUAGAUCCUAAGGUGGAAUGUGCAUCUAUUUUAGAUUCUAUGAUUUUAAGAAGUAUAAAAUGUAGAAACAAUGAUCAGUGUAAACAGAUCUAGAACCAGGCUGUUACUAAGCUAGGUAAACAAAUAAAUAUAGACCCAGAACUGCUCUUGAUAUAAAGACUGUGACAGUUAACAGUGAUCAGCUAGCUUUGAAACACUGUAAAAGCUAUGGCUUACCACCUGGGUCAACUCACCUUACCAGUAGGUGGCAGUAGUUGUUGAAAACGAGCCUGCCUUUCUAAUCACUAACUACCCAACCUACCAGCAGGGGUAUCUAAAUGAGCAUACUGUUUUGCCACCAUUUAGUAUAAUAGUAUGUAGUUUGGGACACAGCUAUCAGGCUAAUUGUUUUGCCAACAUUCACCUUGGUUUAUCACACACAGCCUUAAAAGAAGGCUGCCUGGUUGAUCGGUCUGUCUGUCUCUCCUCUCUUGAAAAUUCACAGUGAUGAAUUAUCACCUACAUACUGAGGUUCAUAAAUAAAUAACGUUUUGUAGCAAUUCAAGUGAGCAGUAGCAAACAUGGCGAGCUAGAACGUGUAAAAGUUCAACUCUGACCAUUGUGGGGUGGAAGGACAGGGAGGAGGAGAGUGUUUGAUCAAGUGAGAGAACUCGUAAGGUUUUCAAAAAGAAAGACAGGGUUUGAUUUUGUUAACCCAUCUGCAAGUGAACUAUGUAGGAUGGACCGAGCCUUGUGCAGUCUUAAAGUUUAAAAGCCACUCUGUGUUACUGCAGUAUGUCUUUGUGUCCUUGUUAUUCAUUCAUUUACCAUCAUUACUCACAUACACACACAAAAACACAGAAUCACUUAAAUAAAACUAAUGAACAAG